AGCACUUAACACCAUUUUGCACUUUUUUGCAUGUUGGAUAAACCCCAAGAAGACAAUGAAAGAGAUUACUACUUUUCUGUUCUUGAAUACAGAGGGACGUUUCAAAGCAGCUUUAUUAACACACUGUAACCACUAGCAAUGCUAGUUUCCUCAGUUUCAUUUACAAGGAAACCAUAAAGGGGGAGUUAAGGACUGCUCUCACAGAAACACAGAUCAGAUACCAAACGGCAGCAGACUAACGCAGGAUGAUGAGGAUGUCAGGAAGAGUCACAAGUUGCUGUGUAGCUCUGUUCCUUGCCCUGGCCUCUGUGUCAGCUGUACAGAGGCUCAAUUCAAUCAACGAUUUGAAGAAAAUCAACUUUGGCCAAUCUGUGCCCAGGCACAGUCUUCUGCUGCUCCACUGGUUUGCCAAUGUAGUUAAUAUCGACAAUAACAAUGUCAUACGGUUGACCUUUUAUCCAAACAAUGAAGAUUAUGGAUCGCAUCAUUAUGGCAACUACGAGAGGCUGCUGGACCCACUGCCUCAUGGACAACGGUACUACACUGUGGGCAAUCUCAAUCAAGAGACCUCGGUGCAACUUCCAUCUUAUGUUGUCCAUCCCCGGACAGAGUAUGUGGGAACAAACAGGGACCGGAUCAUAUUCAGAGUCAGGGAGCAGAACACAGGACAGCAAGCUUUGCAGAGGAUAGACCGAGUGUACAUCACACAGCAUUAUGAGGCUUAUGAACAUCAGGGGACUAGGUAUGACCCACAACAUACAUACCAGGUCACUACCAACCUUUUAAGAGAGAUCAGACUUUUCUCGUUGGGAGAAAACCAACAGUCACUGUCGAAUCUCAGAGACCACUUUGGAAGUAACGCUGAUGAUUCCCAGUUAAGGCACAUCAGAAACACAUGGGGUAAACUGGCUUGUCUUGGACUGCUAGUGUUUAUUGUGAUCCAGGAAAAGUACUCCAUUCACCAACACAACAACAGACCUCAACGAGCUGUGAGAAGAAACAAACAACCUGAUUUUGUCGUGAACAUCCCAGACAACACAGGAAAUUAUAUGGAUGCUGUUGCUUCGGCGAAUUUACUAUUAUUUCAAGAGAAUCAGAGGGAAUGGAUAAAACUUGCGGUGACGACCGGCAGGAAUGGAAAUGCUAGGAUUCUUUGGAACAACAUUCCUGAACAUCGUCUAAAAGAAGGAGUGAUGGUAGUGCUUUUCAAGAACAAUGAUGACCAGGAAGCCAGCAGGACUUAUGAGUCAGUUGGGAACAGAGAAUCAGGCAGUUGUGACACCUCAGUACCCCUGAAUGAUGGCCUUCAGGCCAGGCUGCAUAAGGUGAGAAGAAAGUUCUGCCUCUGGAAAGGGGUGGGAGAGGAGAUAUGCAGAGGUACUGAGUUUAAGAAUCCCACAGCAGUCAAUAUAGUAGGCUACAACGCAAGACUACAGCUCUUUGUAAAAGAUGGUACGGCCUGUGUUCGUUUAUUUGUUAAGAAAACUUUCAGUGAGUGGAGGUCAGAAUUUGAACAGUCUUGGGUCGGGUUCUAUACCUCUGCAGAUAAAGCCACAAAUGACUAUAAAUGGUGGCAGUGGCAGUGGGCAACUAAAUUCAGACCUAGCACUGAUGUUGAGGAUUCCUCUUUUGAUGUAUACGAGUAUCACUCGGGUAUGGCAAUUGCCCCAGGAAUCCAAGCACGAUUCAUACUCAGGGGUGAGGAAGUUAUAGCAUGCACUCCAAGCUGGAGGUGAUGACGACUACUAGAGAUACACUGUAGACAAUCUUUUUAUACAAGAUGUAUUUGUAGAUGGAAAUUAUUAGCCCGAUUACAAAUUUGAAUUUAUCCUUUCAUGAGAAUUUCUCAAACAAAUUUAAGAGACAGUAUUCAAACCAGUGAUGUCAUAGUCUACACCUAUUGCAGUGUGUAUUUCAACACAAAUAUUGUUAAAUACUGCCCAGACCACAUUCAAAUAGCAGCAGUGUUAAAAAAUUCAAGGAAUCAUCUUUGUGCUCUGUGUUGUUGUUACUGUCCCAUUCAGACGUUAAACCACUCGCUCACUCAGCUCCCACUUAUUGUUGAUGCAAUGCAAAGUGACACAAAAGUAACUGAUUUUGCGGUAAUCAUCUGUCCAUGUAUCCGAAUUGAAUGUCACGUUACUAUCAGUCAGCUGCAUUCUCAGGUCUUGAAUGAUGAGGAAUUUAGGGGUUGAACUUUGUGUGCAUUUGCAAAAAAAAUCAUUGUGGCUAAUUAGGUUUGAUAAGAUUACACUGGUUUAGAUGUUAAAAAAAAAAAAAAAAAAUUUAAAAACAUUUUUUUUUAAACUGUAAAAUAAAAUUGUGCCUUUAUUUUCAUGUUUUUUUUCCCUUCGUUUCUAUGUUUUUGAUUUUGUUCAUUUUUACCAGUUUGAUUUUCAAGUCACUCCAAAAUGUUGUCCUGUUGUAUGCUUUGUUUUGCCUCCAUAUGAUUAUUAUUAUUGUGUACAAUACCGUAUAGGCCAAUUUUGUGAAUUUUGUUCAGUUAAGAUUGAGAUAUAGGCUCAGUAUGACAUGCUUGUGAUUAAAAGCCGAUGACUUUAAAUCUCAAACUGUGUGUCAUGAAGGGCUGAGUCGUCAAGAUUUUGGUGCAGUCCGGUCAGUCAAGUUUAUUUCAGACUACAGGACCAGAUUAAAACCUGCAGACUGACAUUUGCUGUAAAUAACAUUUGGAUGGAUCUUACCUGCCUGGAAAAAUUACACCCCAAAAGAUCAAAAACAGGAUGGCAGUUUUAAGUUUUAUUAGACCAAGAAGUGACAAUGCGGUUGUACUUCACCAAAAACCACAUCUGGACAUUUUGAGCUUUAUAGCUCUAAUUGCACAAAUGCAGUUAGUUAAUAAUAGCACUAACUCUUAUCUAAGUGUCUCUUUUGUAUAUCAUUAUGCACUGAAAUGGCAUGGUCAUAAAACUCCAGGCUUCAUUCAUACAACAAUGUCAUGCUCCAGCACAUCUGAUCUAAUAGUAUUGACUCACCACUGCAUCAUCCUGUGUCUGAUAGAGGUGAACAGAAUGUAAAUAGCUCUGAUUGAUAAAUGAAACAGAUAAGUGAAAUGAUCUAUGGUCUGUUAAGG
This is a messenger RNA of Xiphias gladius (swordfish), 3091 nucleotides long. RefSeq lists its product as uncharacterized. The record is from RefSeq and is a predicted model, not a curated record. NCBI's taxonomy places the organism in Eukaryota, Metazoa, Chordata, Actinopteri, Istiophoriformes, Xiphiidae. Bases 246 to 1736 code for a protein of 496 amino acids. The transcript is spliced from 2 exons.